CGCGGCCGCGGCCCGCCAUCGCCAUGCCGCGGGGGCGGCGGCGGCGGGAAUGCGGAGGCGGCGGGGGGCAGCAGCUGGUGCUGAGCAGGUUCUUCGGAGCGGCGGGGAGCGGCGGGGAGCAGGGUGCCGCCCGGCAGACGGCUUCUGAAUUGGGCACAAAAAGGAGAACAUCAACAGAAAGCAGUGAACCCUGUGAAAAGAAGACCAAGGCACGACAGAUUACUCUAGAAGAUGUCUGUAACCCACUGAAGACUCAGGAUAAAAAAGAACCUCAGAAGAGUGAAAAGCCCCGUAUAUGUUUGCAAACUCUAGACAGAUUGAGAGAAUUCUGCAGUGAUUCAGACCAGCCAUGUAACAGAGUCCGAGAGGAUAGUUUUCGGGAGACAGAAUCUCCGAAUUUGGAAAAAUGUCCCAGUAUUAUUGGGAGAAGUUCACAAUUGAAAAACACUCUUCCGUCUUGGGACGCUAGCCCAAAGGUUGCUCAGAAGGAGGAGUUACGCUGUGAUCUUAGUCAGUUUUCUGCAUCUCUUAAGUCUUAUGAAAAUACUCAAAAUACUUCAGAUACAAAUCUUAAUAAGAGAACCAAAAGCAUUUACACUCCACUAGAACUUCAAUUCAUAGAAAUGAAGAAACAGUAUAAAGAUGCUGUUUUGUGUGUGGAAUGUGGAUACAAAUAUCGCUUCUUUGGAGAAGAUGCAGAGAUUGCAGCUAAAGAACUAAACAUUUAUUGUCAUCAGGAUCAUAACUUUAUGACUGCCAGUAUACCGAGUCACAGAUUGUUUGUCCAUGUGCGGCGACUUGUAGCAAAAGGAUAUAAGGUUGGAGUAAUAAAACAAAUGGAAACUGCAGCACUGAAGGCUGCUGGAGAAAAUAAAAGCUCUCUCUUCAGCCGGAAACUGACUGCUCUCUACACAAAGUCUACGCUUAUUGGAGAAGAUGUGAACCCUCUGCUGAAGCUAGAUGAUUCUGUAGAUGUUGAAGAGGUAACAACAGAUGUCCCUGAUAACUACCUCCUCUGUAUCUGUGAAAAUGGAGAAAACUUAAAAGACAGGAAGAAAGGUGACACUGUUAUAGGCAUUAUGGCAAUCCAACCAACUACUGGAGAAGUAAUUUUUGACAGUUUUCGGGACUGUGCAUCUCGCUUAGAAUUAGAGAGUCGGGUUUUGCGCCUGCAGCCAGUUGAAAUAAUACUUCCAUCUAGCUUGUCAGAUCAAUCUGAAAAGCUCAUCAACAGUAUAACCUCCAUGAGGUUACGGGAUGACAGAAUUAGGAUAGAAAGGAUGGAAAACCUCCAUUUUGAAUACAGCCAUGCUUUCCAGCUGAUUACUGAUUUUUAUGCAAAAGAAGUGCCUGAUACUACAGGUCCUCAAAAACUAUCUGUAAUACUAAGCUUAGAUAAGCCUGUUAUUUGCUCUCUGGCAGCAGUAAUUGUAUACCUCAAAGAAUUUAAUUUGGAGAGGAUGCUUUACAAUCCAAGCAAUUUCAAACGGUUGUCAAGUGAAACUGAAUACAUGACAAUUAAUGGGACAACAAUGAAAAAUCUCGAAAUUUUACAGAAUCAGACUGAUAUGAAAACAAAAGGAAGCCUACUGUGGGUCUUGGAUCAUACUAAAACUUCCUUUGGACGUCGAAAAUUGAAGAAAUGGGUAACCCAGCCCCUCAUGAAAUCCAGUGAAAUAAAUGCCCGGCUUGAUGCUGUGUCUGAAAUUCUACUGUCAGAAUCCAGUGUGUUUGGUCAGAUUCGAAAUCUUCUUUGCAAGCUGCCAGAUAUAGAGAGAGGCCUCUGCAGUGUUUUUCACAAAAAGUGCUCAACGCAAGAGUUCUUCUUGAUAGUCAGCACCCUGUCUCGUCUGGACUUGGAAAUUCAAGCUCUUGUUCCAGUCAUACAUUCUCAUGUGAAAACUCCUCUAUUACAAAAUGCACUAUUGGAAAUCCCAGAACUUCUCUCCCCAGUAAAACAUUAUUUAAAGAUCCUUAAUGAAGAAGCAGCCAAGACUGGAGAUAAAACCCAAUUGUUCAAGGACCUUACAGACUUCCCUGUCAUCAGAAAGAGAAAGGAGGAGAUCCUGGAUGUGCUUUCUAAAAUCCAAUUGCAUCUCCUGGACAUUCGUAAACAGAUUAAGAAUCCUUCUGCAGAGUAUGUUACAGUUUCUGGUCAAGAGUUCAUGAUAGAAGUCAAGAAUUCCCAUAAAUCAUCUGUGCCAUCUGACUGGGUUAUGGUUAGUAGCACAAAAGCUGUCAGCCGUUUCCACUCUCCUUUUGUUAUAGAAAAUUACAGACAUCUGAACCAGCUCCGGGAGCAGCUAGUCCUUGACUGCAGUGCUGAAUGGCUAAAUUUUUUAGACCAUUUUAGUGAACAUUAUCACCCUGUGUCUAAAGCGAUUGGUCACCUAGCAACUGUCGACUGUCUGUUCUCAUUGGCUCAGGUGGCUAAACAAGGAGACUACUGCAGACCAACUGUGCAAGAUAAUCGGCAAGAAAUAAUUAUAAAAAAUGGGAGGCACCCUGUGAUUGAUGUGCUACUGGGAGAACAGGAUCAGUAUGUUCCAAAUACCACUAACCUUUCAGGAGAUGGUGAAAGGGUCAUGAUAAUAACUGGACCCAACAUGGGAGGAAAGAGUUCCUAUAUAAAGCAAGUUGCAUUGAUCACAGUCAUGGCACAGAUUGGUUCUUACGUACCUGCAGAGGAGUCAACAAUUGGUGUUGUGGAUGGUAUUUUUACCAGAAUGGGCGCGGCAGACAACAUUUACAAAGGCCGGAGUACCUUUAUGGAAGAACUGACAGAUACUGCUGAGAUAAUAAGAAAAGCAACUUCAAGAUCACUAGUAAUUUUGGAUGAAUUGGGAAGAGGAACUAGCACGCACGAUGGAAUAGCUAUUGCUUAUGCUACACUUGAACAUUUUAUUAGAGAUGUGGAGUCAUUGACACUGUUUGUCACUCACUAUCCCUCAGUUUGUGAGCUAGAGAAGAUGUAUCCAGAAAAAGUUGGUAACUACCACAUGGCUUUCUUAGUGAAUGAGGAGGAAAGUACUGAACAAAAAGGAUCUGAAGAUGAAGAGAAUCCUGAAUUUAUCACUUUUCUUUAUCAAAUAACUAAAGGAGUUUCUGCAAGAAGUUAUGGGCUAAAUGUUGCCAAACUGGCAGAUAUUCCUGAAGAAAUCUUGAAGAAGGCAGCUCACAAAUCAAAGGAGUUGGAGAGAAUAGUGAAUAUGAAAAGAAAAAAGCUAAAGUCGUUUGCUGAAGUAUGGAAGAUAAAUGACUCUCAGGAACUACAAAAAUGGAAAAGUAUGUGUGAACAUGAAGAUGAAAGAAAGGACAGUUUUUAAUCCUCAAAUCAUGCUUAAAAAUGGAAAAUAUUGCAGAUACAAAAUAUAGGUCUGGAGACUAAUAGAUUCUAUCAGGGUGUAGGUCUAGGUGCAUUACAUUGACUUUUCUGCCUUUUGAGAGGUAAGAGAUGCUGCGUUGUGAUAUGAUGCCCCACAUCCAAUUCCUGAUUGUAUGUAAUUUUCUCACUCCACGUUGCUUCCCUGAAGUGUUUUCCACCCUUUUCCUUAAUUGCAAAAUGUCUACUGGCAUUGGAUUUAGUUUCUAAUAUGUUUAGAAAACAUGCAAAAGUAUGUUGGUAACUUACUAGGUAAAUCUUUUAUAAAUAAAAUAAUGUCUUUUAACUUUAUUGUA
This is a messenger RNA of Aquila chrysaetos chrysaetos, 3678 nucleotides long. RefSeq names its product mutS homolog 3 (gene MSH3). Lineage: Eukaryota; Metazoa; Chordata; Aves; Accipitriformes; Accipitridae. Gene Ontology annotation, molecular function: ATP binding; ATP-dependent DNA damage sensor activity; mismatched DNA binding. The transcript has 24 exons. The coding region runs from base 24 to 3326 and encodes 1100 amino acids. Gene Ontology annotation, cellular component: nucleus. The record is from RefSeq and is a predicted model, not a curated record. Gene Ontology annotation, biological process: mismatch repair; somatic recombination of immunoglobulin gene segments; mitotic recombination.